Molecule: messenger RNA, 4255 nt
Organism: Cladophialophora immunda
Lineage: Eukaryota; Fungi; Ascomycota; Eurotiomycetes; Chaetothyriales; Herpotrichiellaceae
Exons: 7
Coding region: 111-3542 (1143 amino acids)
Source: RefSeq, a predicted model, not a curated record
GCACGGCUCUGGUCAUGAGGACACCGCCCUUGUCAUAAGAAGGCGCAUUCACAUGCUUUACCACGACCGUCUUCCGUCGACCUGUUCGUUCCUGCGACACCUUUUACGCCAUGCCUCGUGACGGAGAACGAAGCCAGCCUCAUCGCAUCGUGAGGGAAGCCUUCACAAAGUUUGAGGCUCUUGUUGGAGCGAACGAUGCACGGCUUUUCAGAGCAACCACCCUCGCAGACGUGCGAGAAGCUGCGCGCAUCAUCGAGCGUGAUCAGUCGCAAAGGAGAUGCAUGCGAAACAUGAGACGCAUUGAGCCCCUCUUUGACGCGUUACACUUACUAGGCGGCGCCAUCGAAACCUUGUGCCAAGGGACUCCAUAUUUGUGCUUCAUUUGGGCUCCUAUCAAGCUCCUCCUGCAAAUCGCCGAUGAGUACACCAAUGCCUUCGACGGACUUCUCGAUGCCUAUCGUCAAAUAGGGCAGAACCUGCCCCGUCUCGGCCGCUUCGCUGCUGCAUUCAACGACCAAGAUGACUUUCAAGCUGUUCUCGCCGAUAUCUACAGUGACAUCCUCGAAUUCCACUCUCAUGCGUACAAAUAUCUGCGGCGUGGAGGGUGGAAAUGUUUGUUCGAUGCGUCCUGGUGUGGUUUCUCUCGCCGCUUCAACGCGAUCCUGCAAAGACUAGCGAGAGGUCGGGAUCUUAUCGACAAGGAAGCACACAGCUUUGCUAUUCUCGAAGCAAAAGCCUUUCGCCAACAGGUUCUUGAAGACAUUGAACGCUCGGAGCAAGAACGACAGGAUUGGCAGUUACGCGAUACCCUGGCGUGGCUCGACCUCAAGGGCCAGGACCGCGAACAAGACGACUUAUUCGAGUGCCGAUCUAGGGCCCGUAAUCCUGAUACUUGCGCAUGGAUUCUGGAAAACUCCGCUAUUCGUUCAUGGCUUGAUCCCGAAGAUGGUCGGCCUCAGCUCUGGCUGCGUGGGAAACCAGGCUCAGGGAAAACUACCCUCGCGACCUUUCUCUACGAGAAUGCCCCGAUUCCACCAAAUGCCAUAAUGCUCUACUGUCUAUGCUCCUAUGGCUUUGCAAGAUCUGAAGCCAGUGUUUGCGGGCUGGUAUUCCGCUCUCUCAUUGCGCAACUCAUAAGGAAAGACCACAGCCUUCUCCCACACGUCUACGACAAUUUCGCGAAGACUGGAAUUGUACCCUCGGCCACAAGGAGCAGAGACCUACUAAAAGAGCUUCUCUGGGCUUCCGGUCCCUCUUUCCUCGUCAUUGACGGCUUGGACGAAUGCGACGGUAGCCACCAACGACAACUUUUGUCAGAUCUGCGCACGUUUCUGCUACCAAACAAGAACUCUGAUGAAAGUCUUCCGGUCGUCAAAAUCCUCGUUUGUUCGCGAGAAACAAAGGAAAUUGUGUCGAGUCUUAAAAAAGCGCCCCAGGUCUUUUUAACCAAGGAAAAGGUCAGAAUGUCGAGAGAUAUCACUGUAUUUGCUAAAGAAAGUCUCCUUCCAUUGAGGAGCCGCUUUCGUGGCUCGGUGGUUGACGAGAUCGAGCAGCUCGUGGUGGAGAAAGCUGACGGAAUGUUUCUCUGGGUGCAACUGGUCCUAGACAUGCUGCUUGAACAGCAAAGUGUAGAGGACUUGAGACAAACAUUGCACGAACUGCCGUCGGAGCUUCCAGGAGUAUAUGCCUCGAUACUCAGACGCUUGCAAGGGGCUUGUAAGGGACAACAAAAAGUCCAGCUGCAACACAUUCUCGGCUGGUUGACCUUUUCUUACCGGCCGCUGAAGGUACAUGAGUUGUGUGAUCUCGUCGUUUUUCGGAACCAUCAUUCGCUCAAUGACAGCACCAAGCUUCAAAAAGGCGUUCUGGAUAUUUGCAAACCACUUCUGGAGGAACAUGAAGACCGCACUGUCCGAUUGGUGCACUUCUCUGCAAGAGAGUAUCUCUUGCAUAAACACAGUGGUCCGUAUCUUGACCGUCAGGAAUGCCAUCUCAGUAUUACGCAGUCAUGCAUUCGAUAUCUGAUAACCUGUGAGCCUUUUACUGUGGAACCUCUGGCCCCUCGAACCUGCGCCGAUAUCGUGAAAGGAUUUCACGAUAUAUUCCCGUACGUGGAUCAGUUCUGGCCAAUGCACUUGACCGAGUCCUUCAGAGUUAUCCCAGGUCCAGUCUCAGAGGAACUGGUUUAUGCAAAGAAGGACAUUCGAAACCUUCUUCUUACGUUGCUGAACACCUUCCAGACAACUAUGUCGUACAGGGGAAAAGAAGAGUACCGAGAGGCCGGCGUUUACGAGUGGGUGGCAAUGCAUUCGCAAGACUUGACCCUUGAAGACUUGCCGGAACUUAUUAUUCGUCACAUUGACAUCAAGAAGAGGACGAGGGCAAGGCCCGCAGAUCCCAAUUCGGGCACUGUCUGCGUGAAGCUAGCCGCCCCGCCAGACAUUUCGAAGGAUCCAAUAUCACUCAGCCUUGCGUUCAAUCGCUUUCAAGAAGAGUUUGAGCGUUUACUGGCGCAUGGAUCAUCUGGCCUGGACGAUGAAAUCAGUGUCAGCUUCGCUGAAAUCCUCGAAUUUAGGACUCGCCACAGCUCUGGGGCAUACCUCUGUCGCUGGCGCGGAUGUGUCUGGGCAUCAACUGGAUUUUCGAGCGUGGCAGAACGAUCGACCCACGAAGCGAGCCACGAAGAACGAUUCCGAUGUCAUGAACCUGCUUGCGAUUUUGCUGGGCGGGGAUUCAAUUCCAAGGCCACCCUCCGAAAGCAUGUCGAAAAAUAUCACACUAGCUUAGACGACAUUGUACUUCCCCAGUUCCCUAGCGAUGGGCCUUCCGCGAAACCUACGUCCUACUCUGGCCGUCCACACGCUGACAGGUUGACUUCUUCUCAAGGCUUGGGCUGGCAGACCAGAGCACCGAGUCCUGCAUGGUUUGAUGAUGUUGAGCUUUGGCCCCCACCCGGUAUGAACCUUCCAGAAAGUUGGGAAACUGGAUAUCAGCCAUCUGUAGCCAAGCCAACGCUUCCUCCCAUUUCUUCCUUUGACAGUCGUAACCCUCAGACGCCAAACGAGUCAUCCCUCCGAACUGACCUGAUUCCAGGCGGUGGCGGGUCUAUGCUCCCGGUCCCCAGCCCGAACUCACCAGCACUCUUUGACUCUUUGCAAAGGGUCCCCAACCCGAGCUUCUCACCACGCAACGUUACCUUUCCCCCGAAUCAUCGUCGCACAGCCAUCGACGCUAUUGCAAGCUAUCAGAACAACCCGUUUCGCGAAAUGUCUGACCCACAAGAUACUGCCACCAGCAAUAUGGACUCUGUGCACGACGCCAGUGACGCUGCCAAUGGCCUGUUCAUGCUAGCGAAAGGAGGUCAGACCAAAGCGUCCUUAAGCCCUUCUAACUCUUCUCAAAUCAGCCCCCCGAGCUCGCCAGCUUCCAUUAUGGCCGACACUGGUUCUCCGCCUCAAGCCCCGACAUCGCUUUAUUCUCAGAGGUACACUUCUUAUGUACCACAGGAUCACGGCCUCACUUUUUUCCCCAGAGAGAAGUAGCUAACCGUCUAGUGGGGAGACCCAUAAGCUUAGAACAGUCCUCAAGUGAUCAAGGGUAGCGAAGAGCACAAUAUUACGGGAACGCGGCCCAUGACAGUCCUGUCAUAUUGAACGUUGAAUGGGCCCAAUACGCAAACAAUUUGGAUGCCUUCUGUCGACUAGUUACCAGGGACAAGAGGAAGGUCUUGGCAAAGUGAAAUAUGACGAGGGAGGGACCGGAAGGAGGUACCAUAGACAGAAGCGGAUGGAUCGCUACAUCUAUGAUCUACCACUUGAAGGACUUGUCCAUGACGAAUGCCAGCUUUCUUCAGUCGACUUGAUUGCGACUACGGCACUCCAGCCAUGCAGCUCUACCCGCCGUUCGCAGGGUUGACCAUGCAGUAAUCAACAUUGUGCACACUGGUGUCAGGAUUGCCAGCCCAUGUAGGGAAAGGGUGUGCCUUGCCACUGCCGCCAAAGACGGCAAAAGUAAAGAUAAACACCAUCACUGUUCAAAGCUUGUGAGCUGGGAGACGUGGACAUGUGGCAGACAGAGAGAUAGAGAGAGAGAGAGAGAGAGAGAGAGUCGUCUUAACUUACCUUGGGUUCCGCCGUCGAGAGCCGCACUCAGAAGGUAGUUGUACUUGACGAAAAACUGGGGCUUGUAUUUGCGCAGGUAGAAUUGCGAGAUGAACCCGACGAGAUAGAAAGACGUGAAUGACGAGUUGAUGCCC